CGAGCAUGCUGGGAUGUGUGUGUAACUCACACUCACGCGAACACACACACACACACACUCUAUAGGCGCGAUUGAACAGCUCGCGUGUGUGUUGCAGCGUCGCGCAGGAACUCAACAGGAGCUCGACCUUGACAGACUGAGAGACCAUCAUCAUCCUCCUCAUCCUCAUCCUCGGCGCGAGCUCCAGUUCAGUACGCGUGAAGCCCAGCUGGCACUUCCUGGGGUCUAAGGGACUGCUGCUGUCACGAUGGACGCCCAAUCACAAGGCCAGCAGCCACCGGUGCCAGUGUUUCAGCCACAGAAAAUCCAACAGGAUAUGGGCUAUAACAAUUUAGCCAAUUUUCACAUUAUAAAGAAGAUCGGAAGGGGACAGUUCAGCGAGGUUUGUCGAGCUACAUACAUGCUAGACCAUACACCGGUAGCUUUGAAAAAAGUGCAGAUAUUCGACUUGAUGGAUGCCAAAGCUCGGCAAGAUUGCAUCAAAGAAAUAGAUCUCCUGAAGCAAUUGAACCACCCCAACGUAAUUAAAUACCACGCAUCAUUCAUUGAAGAGAACGAGCUAAAUAUAGUACUGGAACUCGCAGACGCCGGGGACCUCUCACAAAUGAUAAAGCAUUUCAAGAAACAAAGACGACUGAUUCCUGAGAAGACAGUAUGGAAGUACUUUGUUCAGCUGUGUAGCGCACUGGAGCACAUGCACUCCCGCCGCGUCAUGCACAGAGACAUUAAACCUGCUAAUGUCUUCAUCACAGCCACUGGAGUGGUGAAACUGGGCGACUUAGGCUUGGGACGCUUCUUCAGUUCCAAAACAACCGCAGCUCAUUCUCUAGUGGGCACCCCAUAUUACAUGUCUCCCGAGCGAAUACACGAAAACGGAUAUAACUUCAAAUCUGACAUCUGGUCGCUAGGCUGCCUGCUCUAUGAGAUGGCCGCCUUGCAGAGUCCAUUCUACGGGGACAAAAUGAACCUCUACUCACUGUGUAAAAAGAUUGAGCAGUGUGACUACCCACCACUACCAUCUGACCAUUACUCUGAAGAGCUGAGAAAACUGGUAGAUAUGUGCAUCAACCCUGACCCAGAGAAAAGGCCUGACAUCACCUACGUAUAUGGCAUCGCCAAACACAUGCACGCCUUGACGAUCGCAAACUGAGUCUGCUACCCGAUUCUUCUUGCUUCUACUUUUAAGACCUUCGUCUGGCCCAGAAAUGUCAUUUAAAGCUUGUUUUGCUCCAUCGUAAUGCAACCUGGCAUCUUUCAGUACAAAAAAUACAACAUACGGCACAAAGCAAGGCCUUUGGGUUACUAGAACUACGUCAAAAAGACAAAACCGACCUUUACAUAUAGCACUUCUAAGAAGAAAAAGGAAAAAUAAGCAGUGUUGUAAACUGGUUUGACUUGAUUUUUGCUCUUUCCGAUGUUGGUACCAUGCGAUGAUUGCAUAUUUACCUCCAUUAGUUUUUUUCUGUCACUAGCAUGAAUUGUAAAUCUGAUAUGCUUUUGAAAAUCCCACAACAACCGUUCCAAGAACUUUUUCACAGCGAAACCUUACGAGAAAAACAUCUAUAAAAAAAGAAUUAAAAUUCCCCUUAAAAAGCAACUUUGUUGCCUUUCGAAAUUUCAGAGGUUUGUCGUUCUAUUAAAAGAGCAUGAGAUCAUAGUGGUAUUUGUCGCAAUUUCCAAGGACUAAAUAAGUAGUCCAUAUCUAAACCUUAAAAACAUGCAUUCAAUCCAAUUAUCUCCUGUCUGUCCUUCCUGCACCUAAACAUUUAUUGCAAUACUUCUUAGGAUUUUAAGCCUUAGACCUUUUAAAAUGCAUUAAAUAAAUCAUAGAUCAUGACAAUACGUUUGCGUUCGCCAGAUUUCGUGCAAUGCAUUCAGGAUGAAGUACGUUUCUCAAAGGCAAAUCCUUCCCAGUAUCCGCACCUCCACGGCUGAUAUUUGAACUUUGAUAAAUAAUCAAAGCAAAAGCCUAACAUGCAAUGCAGUAUCUUUUAAAUAGUCACACAUCUUUCAUAGUGCCUUGUUUCGUACUUCAGAAAACGCAAAAACAGUGCCUUUUCUUCCUGUAAACCAAAACACGUUUUUAUACAGAAUUGGCAACAAUUACAUCAUUCAGUCGGUUUACGACAACCGAGCAUCCUGAAAGAGGUACGUUUACAAACGACUUUUUCCAAAUGCAAUGUGCGAGUCCGUACAAUUCCGCUACGUUCACCAAAACGUCUUGACCUGUGCUGCUUUCCAGAAUGUGGCUUGUGAUCUUUGGCAGACUCGGUCUAAUAUGAGUUACACAAGCGUAUGAAGUUAUACUAUCCAGACAGCAGCUAUUACGCAGCACCUUUCGCAGACAGUAUGAUUUGCUGUGAUAGUACCAAGUAUAAAAUGGUAUGUUUUUUUGUAUCUUUAGUCGAGAGCAUUUUUAGUGUUUACCUUUUUCUUUUUACUGUAUUUUGCAAUAAUCACCCUUUUCUUUCGUCUUUUGUUAGCACCGUAACAGAUUAUGCUUGUUGCCUUAUCGAUAAUAGUAUGUAUUUAUCUUGAUGAGGCACGCGAGGCCUGUUCCAGCGAGAUCUGGAUCCUUUACCGCGGUAAAGCACACAUGAAUCAAACGCUCACUGUCUGCCAGACUGUACUCUCUCUACUUUCACCCAAAUCAUUUGGGAGGGGAAGGAAAGGCAACUUUUUAUUUAUUUGUCUUUUUUUGACGGUUUAUUUGAACAUGUUUAACAUUCUAGAUGCACAUUAAUUCUUUAUAUGCUAAUUGAAAUGAAAAAAA
This is a messenger RNA of Sinocyclocheilus rhinocerous, 2773 nucleotides long. Its product is annotated as serine/threonine-protein kinase Nek7-like. Gene Ontology annotation, cellular component: nucleus. Lineage: Eukaryota; Metazoa; Chordata; Actinopteri; Cypriniformes; Cyprinidae. Gene Ontology annotation, biological process: peptidyl-serine phosphorylation. The coding region runs from base 248 to 1150 and encodes 300 amino acids. The transcript is spliced from 10 exons. The record is from RefSeq and is a predicted model, not a curated record. Gene Ontology annotation, molecular function: ATP binding; protein serine/threonine kinase activity.